UCUCUGGCCCGCCGCUCGUCGAGGCGCUGCCGGAAGGAAGCGUGACGCGCGGACUCGGUUCCCCGGCGGCCCGCAAGCCCGCCGGCCUCGCCGCCUUCCUCCCUCGCUCCCGGAGCCCGGCCCAGCGUCCGGGACGGAGGCCUGGGGCGACGCGGCGCGGAGAGCGAGGGAGGGAGGGAGCGAGGGAGGGCUGACGGGCCGGCGGGCGGGCGGGCCACGGGAGCGCCGGUUCCUAUAUGGCGGCGGCUCUGUCGGGCCUGGCUGUCCGGCUGUCGCGCUCGGCCGCCGCCCGCUCCUAUGGGGUCUUCUGCAAGGGGCUGACCCGCACGCUGCUCAUCUUCUUCGACCUGGCUUGGCGACUGCGCAUCAACUUCCCCUACCUGUACAUCGUGGCUUCCAUGAUGCUCAACGUGCGCCUGCAGGUUCAUAUUGAGAUCCACUGAACCCCCUUCCCCUGACUCUCAGGCGCCCCCUCCCCAGGCUCAUUGCAUCAGAGAAAACAAACAUGAACGAUGGAAAAGGGACCCUGGACACCUGCCUGGCAGAAGCCCAGCUGCUGGGAGGGGAUGACUCGGACACACUGUGGUGUAGCCUUAACAAUCGGACACAGAAGGGGAGCCCCUGCUCUGCAUAUGUGGGGCUAAAGCCGCCAAGGGUUGAUGGCAGUGGAAAUUUCCAGGAUGAGGCAACAGACAUGAAGCGUGGUUGGAGCCAGGCUGGCCUCUUGCUUCACUGGGGCAGCAAAGUGUCUCUGGGUCCGAAGCAGCCAAUAAGAAGUUCAGCCCCAGCUGCUCUGAUCCAGGCCAUGGGGCUGUGUGAUGCCCCUGCCGCCGCCGCUGCUGCCACUAUUCCUGCAGAAGAACAGUUUGCUAGGGAAGCCCUCAGGCGGAACUGGCCAAAAAGAUGGCCUGGAGCCCCCAACAGUCACAGAGGAUCGCACCGCAAGGGAGAGCCCUGGGUAUCAGGAAGGCCCUCCAUGUGCAAAGCUGGAGGUUUUAAAGGGGAACCACGAAGUGCUUUCUCCAGUGGCCUGGGCCUACCUGUCCCCUUGUCUCAGCUGUCUGCAAGGCCACCUACCCGGCCUGAAGGUCUCCCUGAGGGUGAAACCAGAUGUGCUUCUCCUGUUUCCAGAGUGAAUAACUGGGUACAAGAAAAUUCUUCCAAGUGGCAAAAGUACAUCAAGUGGUCUGCAGACAGCAUUGGGGAUAUUGGCACUGGUUUUCAAAUUAGCAAAUCCCUUAUGCCAUAGUUAAGGUACAGUCAGAACAGUAAAAAUGCCAGAUUAAUUUUAAACAUUGUCUUCAAAUGAAUUCUUUUGCAUUCAGUCUGGAUAAUGUAUGCUGCUGCCUCAUGUGACCAGACAAAGCAGGUUGGCAAGUUUACCCUUGCUCCAAUCCAUUCAUGCAGGAAGAGGAUUUGGAACAUGUUUUAAAUUGUGCUUGACAGACAUUCAGACUUGGGGAACUCUUUCAGGAGAGGAUUACUCUAUCUGGUAGCCUGUCUGAUGCCAGCAUGAAGUACCAUGGAUUUCUGGAUCUCCAAUGUCCACCCUGCAGGCUUCAGUCCCAAGCUCCAUCCGUUGUUACUUCAGCUUGUCCCUGAUCACCUGAUGGGAGUGGAAAUGUGCCACAUUGGCCCCUCUGCUCUGAUGAAGACUUGCUGAGUCCAUGGCAAACUGUGCAUUUUGGAAAAUUAUUUUGAUCUGCAGCAAAAUUUGAUUUCCUUUGUCAUACCAUAUCCCUUCCAGCUUGAAAGUUUGAACAGAGGCCUGAUGGUGAAAGUUGCAAUAUUAAAUUUAGCAUAAUCCUCUCAAAUUAGGAACCUGAGCAGUGUUACCCUAAGUAAAAAUGGAGCUUGAAAUACUUUGCUGGUGUUCAGAUAGAGGCAAAUGAAAUGUUUUCCUUAAGGAAGUCCCCAGUUCCUAGGAAUUGGGUCUUCUACACUGAGACUUUUCUUAACUAAUACCCUCUUUUGUUUAUUGAUAACUUUAAUAAAGGUCAUUUAAGAGUGUAAAUUUUUAAGGACUCCCAAACCGAGACUUAAAACAGCCCUUUUGGGGACAAGUGACUGCAUAUGUCAAUUUAUAUUGUGUGCUCAAUUAUGAUGUGUGCUAUCUUGAUGUUUUGGGAAAAUGGAGAUGACACAGUCUGUUCUUUAGCCUAAUAAAUAUGUCCUAUUUUCUG
Dipodomys spectabilis (banner-tailed kangaroo rat) is the source of this 2183-nucleotide messenger RNA. It is a transcript of the gene Fam220a, whose product is annotated as family with sequence similarity 220 member A. Gene Ontology annotation, cellular component: nucleus. Lineage: Eukaryota; Metazoa; Chordata; Mammalia; Rodentia; Heteromyidae. Gene Ontology annotation, biological process: negative regulation of transcription by RNA polymerase II; protein dephosphorylation. The record is from RefSeq and is a predicted model, not a curated record. Gene Ontology annotation, molecular function: STAT family protein binding.